ACGCUGCCUACCUACGUGCAGGACCAGCGCUCCACCAAAUCCAUAGCCCAUUACACACUAGGCUACCAGACACCACGUCACACCAGUCCCCCGUAUAUCCGCCUGUCCAUCCGCCAUUAUCAUUUUUUAUCCGUCGCUUGUAACUCGCGCCGAGACACUUUUUCCCCUCACCGACACACCUAUACGAUCGCCGGCCGCAUAAACACAAACCAGUAGCGGGACGCACGCGUACAAACAGCUAUCCUUAUAAACCGGUGCCCCUUUCCGUUCCCCGGCGUUUCGUUCGAGAGAGAUAUCGUCUCGAAACGAAGAGACGUUCGCGAAAGUGACGGUUUUCGGCAGUGCGACGACGGCAAGUUCGACAAUUGUGACAGGUGUUACGAGUGCGUAUGCUCAAGUGAUCUUACUGGUGCGCGGCGACGUGAAAUCGUUCUUGAAACACGCGUUACCCGGCUAGAAACAUCCCGCUGAAUAGUGCUCGCGUCCGUCGGCCGAGCAUCCUUUAUGGCCUAGCGUGGAGUACGAGGAUUUGUGAGGAUUCCAGUGAUACACGACGAUUACCACGACGUCGAGUCCCAAUUGCUGAAAUUAUCCGAAUGUUUACGAUGCGCGCGCGUUAAUCACCGUGACAGAAAAGCAUCUCGUUAAGAUAAAUUGCGAAAUUUAGCUCCUCCUUGUUGAAGAAUCGUAAUAUAUCGCGCUUCGCACAAUUGCAAAUUCAACGACGGACUCUGACUGAUAUCCGGUUCGCGUCUAUCAAGGUAAAAGGAUGUUUUGAAGCAGCUGCGACAAACCCCGGAUAAUUCGAUUGACAGGAUAAGCGCGCACCUGGUACCCCACGCAGUCUGUCUCGCACACCUCGACUUCUUCUCGCCGUUUAAUCGAUUUACUCACCGAAUUGUAUUCCGCCCUUUCGUCUUGAUUAUCCGAUCGUACAUCUUGUCCACGACACGAAUACAUUUUUGAGGGCACCGGCAACGAGUUCACGUCGAAUCGCACGGUUUUACAAGUGAAAAGUGACAGUCGUAGGCACGCGUUCGCUUGCUCGCUCGUUAUCGUCAGCUUCCGCGUACGCGUCGACGUGUAAACGAAUAUCAACUCGAUAUUUCGAGGAAUUGACGCGUUCUCAUGGUGCUUACUUAAUAUUCGCGGCGUUGAGGUUUCGCGAACAUUCGGGGUGCGACACGCUGACGACGAGGAACGCAAGGUGAAAGUAGUUGAACUCAAGCUAGUACGAGCCACGUGAAACUGGUCACUAUUUCGCCGGGCCGCACGGAUCCUGGAGGCUUGAAAGCCCCUGCUUUCCCGCGCACAGCACGAGCGAAGCACACACAACCACCCCAACCAACCAACCGACGAGUCGACCCACCGCCACCAACCCCUACACACAACAACCCAACGAAGCAUCCCCCACUCUGAAUCGCACAACAGCCUGAGCGGAAGUGCUAGUCAGUCGGCGAGCGACCUUCCAACAUUACGGGUUAGGUUCCCUCUUUUUCCACCCGUCGUGUCUUUCAUCUCAUUUGUACGAUCGCGAGGACCGGCCGCUUUGUUUGGUUUAUUCGUGAAGAAGAGAGAGAGAGAAAAAGUAAAAGAGAGAGAGAAGGCCGCCGCAAUUAAGGGUGUUAAUCCUCGUACAAAGAUCGGAAGUAACCGCCACUUUUUAUUUUGUAUGUCGUUCGCGCGGCAGUAACGUUCUCGACUGGAUUUCUACGAUCUAUAUCCGACAGAUACUCCUAAGACAAGGUUUAAGAAGGAUACGGGGAAGGUGUUGCUUGAACGAUUGAGUGUGAUUAUCGUUCCUCAAGUUGUGCGCGAACUUUGUGUCUCCCCCCUCAACGCGAUGUUAUGAACGAAAACCUUGUGCGACGCGUGCGAUUGCAAGUGUUGUGCACCGUGGUCUACUCAUCAACUGGAAGAUGCCAAUAGAUUGAACGGAGUUGUAAAUUAUACGAUAUACACGCACAGUGUAGAUACACAUACAUAUACACACAGCAGUAUAUCUAACUACAAAGCGGGAACAUACGUUUUAUAACUUGUAUCGUCGAAUCGAGUGAUAUAAGACUCCCCGACAUCCGUUACAGAUCGCUGAGGGUGAAGCUGACACAUGCUCUGCCGACUGCGGGGAAGAUACCGUCACUUUGCCAAUUUAUACGAUGCGAUGAGACGUGUUCAGCUGUUGAGUGUUGCGAACGACGUGACGAUCAUUCGUGUAUUUGUUCCUGAAUCCUGAAGCACGUUAUCGCUAAUUUAACACUUAGUAGCCGCCCGUGUGAUGAUUUGUUCUUGAGUACUCAUUUGGCUAGGAGAGGAUCGAAUAUUUCGACGGCAACAGGGGUGUAGCGAACUUUUAUAAUUGCGGAUACGUAUUUGUACAUGUAGAGACCAAGAACCUGCAACUCACACCCGUACCGGCGCUCAAACAGAUUGACACAGAAGCUUGCCCAAGUCGACCACGUGGCCGUGAAGUGAGCGUCGACUGCGCCAAGAGUAGUAUAUGGUAAACACACUCCAUAACAAGCAGAAUUCGACAGAACUGAGCAUAAUUUUUAAGAGGAUCUCCCAGGAAUUCGCAACGAAAGUGUGUUUUAGACGCGAUUUUUUCUCCGCGUAAAACAGCGUGAUCAGUGUUAACGGAACGUGGUGCUAACGAAUUUCGAGGACUCGAAACGUCGACCGGCCGAAUUUAUCUAUCGAAACGCAACCUCCUCCGCAAACAACAAGACAAACUGGAACAAGGACUGCGAUACUCCAGCGAUUCUUUCAAUUAAAACCAGCAGUCCUACACCUACGUCAGUGAACGUUAGAGUCACCUGCACAUAGACAUACAUACACACACACGUACACAAGCAUACACAUAGCCGAGAGAUAAAGUCGAAGUGAAGCGGAUUUCUUCGUCGAUUGUCAACGUCUAAUCGGAGAAGAUUUGGCGCGGAUCAAGAAUCAACGUCAGCCACGCGCAAGUCGGGAGUAAAUCACCCCGAGUGAACAGCAAGGUAGCAAAAUCCCGCCCGCAGGCAAUCGUGAGCUCAAAGAGGCCCAGGUUGAGGUCAUUCAGACCGGCUCAACGAACGGCGUCAACAGGACGUACCAACAGGCCCCCCAACAAGGAGGGUGGGUGCAGUGGUGCAGUGGUUGCCGGAGGGCCAGCGAGCUUGGGGUGGCCUCGUCCACAGGCGCCUUGGCACCGAGCGCACCGGGCCCCGGGGCUGCGGUGGUGGGUUGCCUGGUUGGGGUGUACCCGUGUUCUCCCUCCUCCACGGGGCCCAGGGGCCCCCUAACUCAUCACCUCCAGGCUAUCCCGAAUCAGCAACAGCCGAUCGGCUGCCGUGCCUGUUGCUGCGUGCAUAGCAAUCACCAGCCAACUUCGGUCCAGCUUACCAGUCAGCGGGGCGGUCUAUCGCUGAGGGUAGCGAGGGUGGCGUCCACCACCUCCGUCCGAGCCGCCCCCUACGCCCACCCCCAGCACCAGGGGCUGGGGCAGGAGUGCAGGUGUAGGGAGGAGACGGGGGCAUUGGGUGGAGGUGGUGCGCACAUCCUCGGCAGCCCGAUGCUGUUCGUCCCGUUCACGGUACCCACCUUCCCCGCGACGCAUCAUCAGACGACUCACCCCGCGCAUCAGUCGCAUCAUCAACAGCUGCAGGCCAACAACCAGAAUCCGGUGCAGCAACCGCAGCAGCUCACGCAGCUGAAUCAGCUGAGCCAUCUGAAUCAUCAGGGCAUCGUGCCGGCAACGACCAAUCAGCCGACUAUACACAGCACCAGCUGUUCGCCGCAGCAACAAGCAACGACACCGAAUAAGGAGAUGAAAGUUAACUGGGCGACGUCGCCGGGUAACCAACCAAAGCAGGACACGAGCAAACACUAUCACAUAUUCGUUGGGGACCUGAGUCCGGAGAUCGAGACACAAACCUUGAGGGAAGCGUUCUCAGUCUUCGGGGAGAUCUCAGAUUGCAGAGUCGUGAGGGAUCCGCAAACCUUAAAGUCCAAAGGAUAUGGAUUCGUCUCGUUCGUCAAAAAGGCGGAAGCAGAGAGUGCCAUCGGUACCAUGAACGGCCAAUGGCUCGGCGGCAGAAGUAUCCGGACGAAUUGGGCCACUCGCAAACCACCCGCACCUAAGUCCGAAGCGAACGCGAAACCGCUAACGUUCGACGAAGUUUACAAUCAAAGUAGUCCGACCAAUUGCACGGUGUACUGCGGUGGAUUGACCAACGGUUUAACAGAGGAUCUCAUGCAAAAGACCUUCUCGCACUUCGGAACCAUCCAAGAAAUUCGAGUAUUUAAGGACAAAGGCUACGCAUUCAUCAGGUUUUCCACCAAGGAGUCGGCCACGCACGCCAUCGUAGCGGUACACAACACAGACAUCAACGGCCAAACGGUGAAGUGCAGUUGGGGCAAGGAAAGUGGAGAUCCUAAUAAUGCUCAACAAACUGGACAGGCGUUAUCGUCGGCGACGUACCCAUACUACGCGGCGGCGGCAGCUGCCGCCGCGGCGGCGGCGGGCGUCGCGGGUGUCGGAGGCGUCGGUGGCGUCGGCGGUGCCGGACAACUGGGAUACUGGUAUCCGCCCCAAUCUUAUCCCACGACAGCGACACAAAUGCAAGCUGGUGGCUUUCUUCAGGGCAUGCAGGGAUACACGUAUGGACAGUUCGCCGGAUAUCAACAGGCGCAAUAUAUGGGAAUGGGCAUGGGUGUCCACGCCGCUGGCACAGCGGCGGGAUGGGGCCAGGGAUUACCUGGGGGACCACAGUUACCACCACACCACGCCACGACGGUCACGGCACCCCCAGGGGUGCAAGCCGCACCCCCGCCACCACCGCCACCGGCACAAAUGAUGGCCUACCCGAUGCAACAGUUCCAGCCUUCUAGUGUGAUGGUAAGCAAGUACACCCCACCAACAGGAACUUCUACAGCAACAACAGUUACCACCACCACCACCAUCACCUCCUCCUCCACUACUACCACCAUCACCACCACCACCACCACUACCACCAACAACAACAACUACUACUACAACAACAACAUUUCCGUCAUCAUCGACGCCACCGCGACAGCAAAAGCAGUAAAACUCAUGCCACCUCCGGCUUGACGACGCGCGAGUCGAAAGGCGGCGAUCACGAAAACCAAAUGACACCCCCGCUUAGUAAAAAACAAAAAAAAAAACAAAAAACAAAAAAAAAGAAACGAAGAGGCAAGGUGAGGAGGAAAAGGAAAGAUAGCGAAUAAGAAUCAUAAUCCUUAGGUAAAACCAUUCCCCUCGAGAGCAAGAUGCAUCCAACAUCCCUUCUCCCCGUAAAAUUUUCACGUCCAAAAUAUAAGAGAAAGAAAAGCAAGAGCCGCUACCGAUUAUUAAGCGGAGAUACCUCUCGUCCAGUCUGUAGGAUAAAUCUAGCAUCUCGCUCGGCUUGAAGAAAUAGAUAGCGUUCGCCGUAAACAGUAGUGCCCGAAGCUUCGAUACAGAAUACGCGAAAUCCGGCAUACGCGCGAAUUCGCCAUGUGACGGUCCGACGAGUGGUGUGUGUGUGUUUUUUUUUCCUUUUUUUUCCCGUAGCGAAAACGGCCAAUUACGCAUACUAUGUAUCGUCCAGCGAGUACACAAGCACACGAGAAACAUGAAUCCGCACAUGUUCAACGGGAUCCCCGGUUAUCAAUGUUACCCGUAUCAAUGUUUAUCAAUGUUUUAACGAUGCGUAUAAAUUCGGACGAACUGCGAAGAAACGGAAAGGCGUCGAUACAGACCGCCGGAUACAGACUCGUUACCCGGAUUCAUUAUUUUUGUAGUUUGGGCUUGACAGCGAAAAAAAUAAUAAUAACUCAAAGACGUAAUGUCGUACGGCGCGCUCGCGCGGCCCGAUUGCGACGGCCGGCGGGCGCGACCGCGGUGUAUAAAUGAUAAAUACAAAGAUUGAUUAACCGAAGCACACACGUGAGAGAGAAAGAGAGAGAAAGAGAGAGAGAGAACGAGAGAGAGAGAGAGAGAGAGAGAGAGAGCGAGAGAGAGAAGAUAUAUAAAUAUAUAAAUAUAUAAAUAUAUAAAUAUAUAAAUAUAUAAAUAUAAAUGAAUGAAGAAAAUAUUAACAUAAAAGAAUAAAAGUUAUUAUAAACGAAAUUCUGCAAUUAGCUAGUUAGAUAGGCAUAUUAUAUUAAAAGUUGCUCGAGGCCGACUCGAAAUUCGGCGGCAGGGAAGAGGUGGAUCUUGCGCGUAUAUAUUCGCGUACAUAACGCAGCGUUUAUACCGAGGGCGAGGCGCAAUCGGGUCCUUUCGUACAACUCUCCCCCCCAUCCCGCCCCCCGUGACGAAAACCACGGAUCUACCGGAUCCACGUGUCUUAUUCGAUUUUUGCCAUAAUGCGAAGACUUCGUACAAUUCAGUUGAUGAUAACACUUAUUUAUCGGACUCGUGGCCAAACGACAAUUUGCGCGUGAAAUCUUCGCAGCGGGCGGCGGUUCAGCAACCAUUUUCUAUCAAUCGAGUCUGUCUCUCGGACGCGGCACUUAGGCCAGUUGGAUAUUUUUAUAAUAUACGAUCAGAAACACACACGUGUGCGCCGUGGCAGGCAUCGACGAAUUAGCGCGCGUUUUGGGCCGGGAAUGGCGAUGGGACGCGCGGAACGACCGAUCGCGUACCGGGGUCUCGCCGUGGUUUUUAAGUAAACGUUAGAUUUUUAUAUAAGACGACUACGUAGAACCCCCCAGUGUGGAGGUCGGGACUUUAAGGCGUUUAAGCAAUAAAAGAGUUCAGUUCGGAAAAGGAAGCGGGCAGCCAUCGAUCCCUCCGUCUCUCUGUGAAAUAAUCUCGACUGCGUGGACGAGAGAAACACACGAAUUCUUAACAACGAACGAAAAACAUAACUAAAUAAAUAAAACGAGUAAAAUAGCUAGACAAAGGCGGUGCGCGCACGCGUACAUACUGUAAUUGUCCGAAAAGCAGUGAAACGAUCACGAUCUCUCCGGUGUCCCGAAUUUCGACUUGGCCAAACUCGAUACAAAGAAAAGACGAGACCGAAAUCGGUGUAAGUCGCGGAAUAUGUAAGAAAUGCGUGAGUGCAAUCGUAUAUAUGGAAGAGCGCUAGAGAAUGUGGGAGAAAAGUGAGUGCGAACGAACGAACAUGCGAGAAAGAGAAAGAGAGAGGGAGGGAGAAAGAGUGAGUGAGUGUCAGUGAGUGCGAGAGAGACAGAGUGAGAGUGAGUGCGAGAGAAAGAGAGAGAGAGAGAGAAUGAGAAAAUGAGAGGGAGGAUGAGCGACAAAUAAAAAAUAUACAGCACAAGAGAGAGAGAGAGAGAGAGAGAGAGAGAGAGAGAGAGACGAAGAGUGGGAGGUUAAAUAAUUCGUAGGUAGGCACAUUGCACCAACAGCACGAAAGUUAGAUUAGACAAGUUUUUCUUUUUUUUGUGUGGGUUGGGGGGUUUGUCCACGCGUGCCCUGUCCGCGCGGCAGCCGUUUAGGGAUUCGAACGUACGCAACCUUCAUCAUCGACGUGCUCCCCCGCCGUUAAAAAAUAUCAGUUCGCUGAGAAAGAGAGAAUCGACCAAGAAGGGGAUGGGACGCGAAUCGACGAGGUGAUAGCACGAGCAGUUUCAAUACUUGAAAAGAUGGGAAGAGCGGCUGAAACUUACUGCAACCCGUCUCCGUUAUCUCCACGCUCGAUCUUUUGUAUCUCCAUCGUCCUAUCUCUCGCUCCUCAUACCCACCACACCCGUUCUCGCCCCUUCGGUUUUAAGUACCGCGGCUCAUGCUCGUCGCAUCGAUAAUAUCUUGUCUCUCCUCUUUUCCUCAGACCGCGGAGUUUUUGCGCAGGAACAACGAGUGAGAACAGUAGGAACGGACGCGUAUCUAAUGCGGAAACUAACGAAACUAAAACGAGCUCCGAGCUCUCGACCGUCAAGGGGGGCCCCAAAAAAAUAUAAGAUUUAUCUCGAAUCUCUCUUUUUCCUCAACUUAUGUGCAUCUACUUCAACAUUAGAUAUCAGUUUGUCGCUUGAGUUUCCAUGCAUCAAGCGACCGUGGGAACAUGAAUUAACGUUUCUUUUCUGGUUUCACUACUUCACUCUCUCCAUCCUUGUCAUUAUAUAUCCGUUGGUAAUGCUACCGCAGGCGCAGCCUUUGAGGUCCCGACGACGAGCCAUCGUCUGCCCUUGCGUGUUUGAGAUUUGGCAUUCCCGACGUGGCUCGACGCGAAUUUUCAAUAGUACUAUUCUCCCUUGUAUCGGGAAACUCACGGCUCGAAAGCGUUGCGCUUUGAAGGGGAUGCGUGAUGACUCGUCUGACGUCUCUUCCGAAUGAAACUCUCACGUGACACCACGUAUCCCAUGUACACGUGAUCCAUAAUUUCGCCCGCGAGAGAACGCGAGAGAACGUAAAAGACGAGAGGAAAAAAAAGAACGGAAAAAAGACAAGAAAAAAAGAGAAUUAAAAGAGGAAAAGAGAGAAGAGUCGGGUUAGAUAGGUAUGUGGAUGGGGAGAGUUCGUCGAUGAUGACUGAAACGAAAACGAGAUAAGACGAGUGAUAGACGACUUUGUUAUUAAUCAAAAGACAGACGGAUCGUACUUUAAGCGAAUCAAAAGCGUGUUCGACGUUCCUCAAUCAAAAGUAAAAAAAAAAAAGAAAGAAGAAGAAAGAUCGAUGAUUAAAGUGCGACGCGCGGGUACUCGAGACGCGGCGUGAAGGGAGUGAAGAAACGGCACAAUCAAACCUGCCCAACAUCGCGUAGAGUUUAGAUGUUUUGCGAUGAAAGUAGUGUCUAUCGUCGAUCCGUCGCGCGAUUGUGUCGACCGGCUAAAAGAGUGGCUUUUCCAUGAGAGGCAAGCUCGACAAUAAAAAUCGCCACAAUUCCAGUAUUUUCUAUCGCGAUGAGUGAAUCCCGAUACAGUGAUUCGUACGUAAUCGAAAUUAAGAGUGAUAGUCGUGUUGCUGCUACGUGCGUUUUAUUGGCUGCGUUUGUGUGUCGCCUCGCUUUAUUCGCAAUUUACAGAUUUCAGGGAGAGUAUUUUAAAACGAUUCUCGGUGCGCAGAGACUAGCGUCCUGAGUUCUGUUUCAUACAUUUCGGCAAAGGAUUAUCGGAGGACAUCUCGCUGGGUGGAUUUCUAUAAUUGGUUCAUUGCUCAUCAUUAUCGCGCUGUAUUAUCGUUAUUAUCAUUAAACCGGUAUGUCAACACAUUCUAUGAUGCAAUCAGAGUGUAUUAGAAGUAUUCACGUUCAUAUAUACGUUCAAAUAUUUUCUUUACCUGCACAUAAUUCUCCUAUACUGAAUGCAUUUUUAGCUUAUCCCAAAUUUUCCACCUUAUUAUACCUUUAAUUUAGUGCAACACGUGUUUGAUAUCCUUAUUUUAAUUGAGUUUUUAUACAGAUUAUCAUGCAUGAUCGCACGUUAUGUAAACACGAUCGCGAUUACUUCCGGCAUUUCUCGCAUGUUCUAAUCGAGCAUUGAUCCUUUAAUCAUCUUUCGACUUAUUUUUCUCGUAACCUGCACACUGAAAACAAUUUUGUCUAUAUCGUUAUAAUCAAAUGUUAUUAUCUUCCGUGUGACCAGUCAAUUAUCUUUAUAGCGUGUAACGAUAAAAAUUUCGAUAAGACCGUUCAUAGUAAAUUAGAACUCGAUUUUUCCACGAAUGCUAACGAAAUAUUGGAUAUCGCGUGAUUGUGCAACAUCCGUAAAUUGUUAAGAACAUUAAAAGUAUCAGGGAGAAAGAAAAAGAGAGAGAGAGAGAGAGAGAGAGAGAAAGAGAGAGAAAGAGAGAGCAAGAGAGAGAGCGAGAGAAAGAAAGAGAGAGAGAAAGAGAGAAAGUGUAUAGAUAUAUAUGGCGUACAAUAUAAAAUGCAGGUUACAAUCGUGAUUUGCAAAAGUUUUGCAUCAUUUAAAAUUCUAGCGCUUAAAAUGGAAUCGUCAUGCUAACCAAAUCUCGUUUUCUACUAGAAAUUGGGUGACUAGCCUCGAGGACACGGCACGAGUAUGCAAAGAGAAAGCAACAAAAUUAUAAAUAAAUAUAUAUACAUACAUAUAAAUACAAAUGCAUAUAUAUGUAUAUAUUAUAUAUAUAAAUAUAUAUAUUUAUAUAUAUAUAGCUACACACAUAUAUAUAUUUAUAUAUACUUAUAUAUAUACAGAUAUAUCCACAGAUAUACACACUCACUUACGCGCAGCGGCGGCGAGGGCUGUUAUUUUCAAUCGUCGUGCGUAAAACAAAGCGCUGUGCGUGAGAAAGUUAGCUCGUAAGAAGCGAACAUAAGUAAAGAAGAGAAAAGGGAAAAUAUCGUGUACAUUAUUAGUUAGGCGAAAGAAAUAAAAAUAUAGGUUAUUUUUGUGAAAGGUGGAACGAGCGAGGGGAGAGAGGGAGAACGCGGAGACCGAGUGGCAAGUGGGACCCAAUGGCAGAUUGUAAUAAGAAUUAUGCAAUAAGAACCCGUUAUUAUCGCGUACAUUCGCAUCUGUCAAUCAAAUCCGGUACAGUGACGUAUUCCCCGGGAGGCGUUCAACCAACAAAGGGAAAAACAAAAAAAGAGUUAAUCGGAUCUGAUGCACUCUACUUUUACGUUCCUUACGUUCCACCCAAUCGCUCCCCUUGUCGAAUUGCUCGCUACGCACUCCGACUCGAUUCCACCUUCGACAGAGAAAAAGUGAGGGAUCCUGCACUCUUUUAAAGAAUCAGCGUGGACGCCCGAUCGUGUAAAAAGUAUUUGAAGAAAGACGCCUUAAACAUUAAGGCGUAUAUGAUUUCAAGUAGUACCGUACGUUGUCUAGGGCAUAUACCGAGUGGAGCUAGCCGAUUUGAACGGAGUCGACGCGUUAAAUGAGAAACCAAAAAUGUAGUAUAAAAAGUGAUAUAUAUAUAUAAAUAUAUAUAGAUAAUUAUUAAUGUAAUCUAACUUAUGUAGUAGGCAAAAGUAAUGAAAGGGAAGACAAAGGGACGGUGGAAUCGCGCGCGGAAACGGUGAUUAGCGGGAAAAACGGGCGAACCGGGGCGAUAUGUAAGAUGUAAAAAAAAGAAAAAUAAAGGAAAGAAAAAAGAGGGACACAAGAAGGUAUGCGAACUCGACUAGAGAGCCAUACAAUGUAGGGCGAAACUGGCGAGAGAUCCACUUACGGUACCUAAACGUCGCGAACGCAUCCGGGAAAAGGCGCGCGAGUGCGUGGACGCGCGCGCGCACGUGCGAGCGAACGCGUACACACGUGGUGUAAAAAAAACAUAUACGCGUAUGUAAAUACACACUACACCAAGUACACAAAAGAUGCACACAGCGUACGUGUAGUUAAGUAGCGACGCGAGAAACUUAACAAAAGCUCUAGACGUAGUCUAGUCUAGUCUAGCUUGUCGAUCACUAGGUUAACGAGUAAGAAGACGAAAAAAAAAGCGUUCACGAAAAAUAGUGCAAUAACUAUAUCCGCAAAUUAUACUCAGCACCCAAGAUACACGGCACAAUACGGCAGGACGCGUGUAUAUGCAUACAUUUACUAAAAAAAAGAAAAGAAACAACAGACACGUGUACACGUACACACCGAAAGAGAAAGAGAGAGAGAAACAAAUACACACAACAGCAUACACACACAUAUAUAACACACGUGCCGCGGCUGCUGCCUCCAUCCUUCGCUCGCGUCCUAAAAAAAAAGUCGUAGUUCUCAGAUUCUAUAACCUGGUAACGUGCUGGAUAGCGUGAGAUUCAUGCCGCUUCAGGAUUUUUACCGUCGCGUCGUUUGAGCUUCAGCGAGCGACCGCACCUGACCAUCCAACCUCUCAUCGAAUCACCACAUCCUCGAGUUACAACAAAAUUUAAUGCGUGCCUUUUUUCUUCCUCGAUUCCCGAAUUCCCGUCACGUAGCGUGUUUCCUCUCUUCCCUCGUAGUAUCUCGUAACGGGUGCUAUGUUAUUUCCACCCUCCUUCUUCCCCACCCGUGCGUCUCUACCCUCGAUGCUCUCUUAUUUGUUUCUCACGACCGAUAUGUCCCGACGCCAUCCGCGCACGUUCCUCCGCCCGGACAGACUUAUCUCGCGGAGACUUACCAAACGAUAGUCGACAAUCAUUGAAGAAACAUACAUUUAGAAACUUGUACGUGUUCUUUUCACCGAGGGCUAGGUAUUAAUUAUCGUUACCGACGUGUUUGCACAAGUCCCGUGCAGGCAAUGGACAGAGGAGGUGGCGUCGGUCCUGGGGGAAGAUAAGAGAGCAAGGAGUAUCGAUUGCCCGCGAUGUGCUAUCCUAUCGUGUUCGCAAUGCUUUCGCCUCCCCGCGAGUGCACCACAAAACGCGAUUUUGAUAACGAUCGACACGUAGGCACCGCGAAUGCACACACGAAACAUAUCAUCGAGCCAAUCAGACGAUCCUACCGCUCCCAAUUAGGAACUGCAAUGAGGGACGUGGAAUGCAAUUAAGCAAUUGGUGCUUCGAGUUACUCGAACCGUCGUUGUUCGCUCGCGAAAGCGCUUUCUCUCUUUUUUACAACGAUAUAUUGAACCGCGUGACCGUUUCAGAGAAAUCAAAUUUAGCUGGCCGAUCAAUCUGAGAGAAACAAAAGGAACAGCAUUUAUCGUGCGCUUAUUUCGAUUUCAUCGCGAAUCGCGCGAGUAGCAGUGACAAUCGCCUAAUAAAUUUACUUGGAUACAAUCUCAGCGUGAUAUCGAGAGAGGCAGACAGAGAGAGAGAGAGAGAGAGAGAGAGAGAGAGAGAGAGAAAAAGAAGUAUUUAUCGAUUGCAUCUACAUAAAAGAUAAACGAGACAUUUUGGUUUCAUUCGCGACCGUGAGCUUUCGCUAACGCGACGAAUACCUACGAACGGCAAUUUAUUCGGAAAAAGGCAGCGAAUUAUCGGGAUUCUUUGCGUAUCGAUAAUCGACAUAGCCAUAUCAGACGCGUGGUUUUUUACUCGAUAAUCAUCGACUGUUGUAGAAAGUUAAGCAGAGUUAAUUUUCGAAUUUUCACGAAAUAUUGUCGUUCCAUUAGCGAGUAAAUUGCAACUAAAUGCGAGCGAGUGAACGCGCGCGCGCGUAUUCUCAUUCAUCGUCGAUAAAAAGCGCGAGGUGCAUUUAUAAUUAAAUUAUUUACAUCGAGACGCCGCUCGCGCGAGUCUAACAUAAUUCUUAACGGGACGAGGGCAGCAGUCGGGCCAAAUUGGGAUAUUUAACCGAUGCAAAGCACCUGGAAACAGCUUAGUGUUAGCGCAAGGAUGUUUAAGAGAAAAAAAAGCACACAAUGAAAGAAAAAACAAAAGUAGGAGCCGUAAGCGUAGAUACCGAAGCAUAACAUAAAGUAAUGUAUGUAUAUGAUCAUAUGUAUUACAAGAAAGACUACAAACGAGACACGCGCAUCUAUAUGUAAUACAGAUAUGUAUAUUAUAUAUACAUAUAUGCAUAUAUGUGUAAGAAGAUAAUAUUAGCCAACAGAUAGAAACUAUAUCGAAUCUAAGCUUAACGAGAUGGAGGUGGGAGCGAACGAAUGCGGGUGCGUGACAUCUGUAAAUGCGCGCCCCGCGACAUACUGUGUUAAAUACCUUUAGCCGUAAGAGAGAAAUAAGGAAACACACACACACACAUUGAAGCGUAACUCGUAAGAGAAAAUAAAUGUUGCGGCUAGCCUGCUGGACCCCCGUGCCCCUAAUUAUAAAUACGUGUAAUGUAUGGCUAAAGAAAGAAAGGGAGAGAGAGAGAAAGGGAGAGGGUGAAUGAAAGUGCGUGAAAGGAAGUGUGCGUGAGAGAGAAAGAGAGAGAGAGAGAGAAAGAGAGAGAGAGAGAAAGAGAGAGAGAGCAGAUGAACAGGGCGAGCAUGCGAAAAGGAAAGAGGCAAAAAUCGAAGGGAGUGAGUGCGUCGGGAGGAUGAAUCCAGUGAAAGAGAGCGAGAGAGUGAGAGCGAGCGAGCUAAGAGAAGAACGGAAGAGUGAGAGACAGUGAUGUAAGCGCGCCUCAGCCGAGGAAAACGUUCCGAAGAGGUAAAAAUCCAAAGAGAAGAACAACAAAGAAACACAAUUGCGAUCGCGUCCGAUUGUAGAGAGAGAAAGAGAGAGGAAAGAGAGAGAGAGAGAGAGAGAUUACGACGUUCCUUUAUUAUUCUCGUAGCUUUUCGUAUGACUUGACGAAUUCUACGUUGCGGAGCUCGUGCGGGUAUAGAUAUGGCCCCUCUCCCUAUCCCGGUGCGGUACGCGGCAUAUCACUUACGACCGUACGCUAAGAAGUUAGGUGCCUUUUUCCACUUCUUUAUGUGUAUGCAUUUCGGUAAAGAGAAAGACAACGAGAAGAAACAUAAGAGGCAGAAGAGAAGAGACACGGAGAGUUUAGAGAGACGCGAGAACAAUCGGGGGGAGGGGGCGAAACGUAAACCGGCGAAGCAUACACAUAUUGCAAUAUCACACAUAAAAAAAGAAAAAAAAUACGGCACGGUGGAGCUCGAGGGAAGGGGCCGGUACGACAUCCAUCCAUCGUGCAUCGUUCAGCACUGUGCUCAUAUGUAUAUUGCGGUAACAGCCUCCGGAAUAUAGGUGUGCGACACGUGUGUAUAGGAAGCAAGAGAGAGAGAGAAAGAGGGAGAGAGAGAGAGAGCGAGAGAGAGAGGGAGAGAGAGAGAGAGAAUCAAACGUCGUAAUAACAACCGAAAUGCGACGCGGGGGCGAUCAAGCGCUUUGUGACUUAGGUAUACUUCCGUGUUUAAACGUAUGGCCCGCGGGGUCCCAUGGCAGCCUGCAUUGCGUGCUUAAGUUUAAGGAACUGGGGACGGCUCGUGAGCGACACGCCGAGCGCGAAAGCUGUAUUAAUGUACAUGUAAUUUGCAACGACGUGACAUACGCGCGGGCGCAGCGGGCACAACAACAACAACACGACAACAGCAAGUACACAACUACUACUACUAUUACUACUACUACUACUACUACCAUCAUUACCACAACAACAAUACAUAAAACCGUGCGUAGGGAAAACGCGAGGGAACGAGUGCCGAUGUAUUACGCGAUGUGAGACAGUAGAAACAGACGCGUAUGCACAGGCACGAUAGGGGAUGCAUUACACUAACGGAAACAAUUUUCACACGACACACGUAUACACGACACUACCGCGAGACGCCCUGGAACGUGCGUAAGAAAAAUGAAAAAACGUGUAUGAUAUUAUAUAUACAUAACAUAGCAUAUAAAGUACCCUAUAAAUAAUGAUGAAUAUAAAUAAAAAUAUAUAUAAAUACUAUAUAAAAAAAGUAAACAAAGUAUAAAUAUGAAGGAAGUAUAUAAACGAAAAUAUAGGAUAAAUCACACAUAGGCUUAAGAAUACAAGAUAUUAUUAUGAUGAUGUAUGGUUGGUUUAUAAUGUAAAAUAUAUUAUAGAAAAUGUA
Odontomachus brunneus is the source of this 15302-nucleotide messenger RNA. RefSeq names its product nucleolysin TIAR. The coding region runs from base 3551 to 5089 and encodes 512 amino acids. Gene Ontology annotation, molecular function: mRNA binding. NCBI's taxonomy places the organism in Eukaryota, Metazoa, Arthropoda, Insecta, Hymenoptera, Formicidae. The record is from RefSeq and is a predicted model, not a curated record. The transcript is spliced from 11 exons.